Messenger RNA from Pseudophryne corroboree (corroboree frog), 1959 nucleotides. RefSeq lists its product as uncharacterized. Gene Ontology annotation, biological process: regulation of translational fidelity. Gene Ontology annotation, cellular component: cytoplasm. The transcript is spliced from 9 exons. The record is from RefSeq and is a predicted model, not a curated record. Gene Ontology annotation, molecular function: double-stranded RNA binding; tRNA binding; nucleotidyltransferase activity. Lineage: Eukaryota; Metazoa; Chordata; Amphibia; Anura; Myobatrachidae. Bases 72 to 1349 code for a protein of 425 amino acids.
CAAGUGCCAAGUUUCAGGAUGCCUUGUUUUGGUGCAGACGAAACCUGCAAAAGUCUGAGCAGGAAUUGGACAUGAAGGAAAAUCUCCGCUCCCGCUCCUCAGAUCCCCUGUUCUACAUCUGCAAUGGAUUAGCAGCACUGGCGGCCAUCCAGAGUUCAUUGGACCAUACAAUCCAAGCACAUUUGUCUAUUCCUUGGGUACUUAUACCUGGUGCUAUUAUGCAGCUGUAUGUCUGUAGAAUUGAUGUCCAAGGAGGUCGAAGAUUUGGAUCAGUUCUGCCAUUUUGUUAUGCUGCUAUCUGGGCGACAUGGGUAUGGCUGCGUUUUGCAGGUUCUUUGCUAGGAAUCGCUACAAAUAAUGAUGGAGGAUUCACAGUCGGUGCAAUUGCUUUUUUAAUAGUCAACAUAUUUUUAGUUGCCAUUGCUUCUUAUGCUAAUACAGUCCUGAUUCUUCUAACCCUUAUGAUGGAGGCCGUGGUUGUCAGUUUCCUUCUCUUCACAUUGGAAAGACUUCCUCUUCAGCUUGAAAUAACGGUGCUGUCCAUCUUUAGCAUUAUUUGUCUCUACGGGUUACUGGCAUCGCUGACAAACUGUUUGUUCAACAAAGAGCUAAUCCCACUGGGACCUUCAGUGUUCAAGAAACUGGAGCUAGAGAAGGAAGAAGUACCCAGCUCAUGUCUCCUUCCUGAGUCUCGUCGUACAAGUGGAUUGAGAACGAUAGCGACAAUACUGGAGAGUGGAGGUGUGUGUGGAAUUCCCACAGACACAGUCUAUGCGCUGGCUGCUUCCUGCAAACACCCCGAAGCCAUCAGUAGGAUUUAUACUAUAAAGGAACGUCCUUCAGAGAAACCCAUCUGUAUCUGUAUUUCUAACUUGGAGCAGCUGCGGGUGUUAAAUCCUCCAUUCAGUCCUCUCUUGUGGCGGUUCAUGGACUCCGUCUAUCCCGGAGGGAUAAGCUGCAUUGUGAAGAAGGGGGAAUGGCUAAAAAGAUUAGGUGUGGGGCCUGCCUAUGAUUAUGUUGGAACCCAAGACUCCAUAAUGAUCAGAGUUCCUGAUCACUCUGUCACAGCCCAUCUUACUGACAUGACAGGGCCUUUAGCAAUCACCUCAGCCAAUCCAAGUGGAGAAAGCGAUAGUACUCACCAUGACCAUGUGAUAACACGCCUGAGCCACAAACUGGAUGCGAUUCUGUGUGAUGGAUGUUCCAAUGAACUUGUGGGAUCAACUGUAGUAAUCUGCACCAAAAUAGAUGAAGGGACUAUCAGUAUAUUACGGGAAGGCUGUGUGCCGGCUGCUAGGAUUAUGCAGCUGUUUGAGCGUGCUAAGAACAUGAAGGAAGAUGUGCUGUAGUAACAUGGAAAUAAAUGCUGCAUUAGUCACCUACCUAUUAACUUGUACUACAAGUCCCGCAGGCGGGACUCAGAAAUGUUUUACCGUAUGUUAAUACUGUAUGUUUAUAUAUGUGUGAAAACGUUGUGUGCGCACUGUGUAUAUUGUUACAUUGUAAAUUGGAAAAUGAAGAGUUGUUGUUUUUUAAGCGUUUUUACUAUUUAAGCUAUUUAAGUUACUGUAGCAUAUAACACAGUAUUAUCAGCAGUCUAAAGCUGUUUACACACUAUAUAUGUUUUAUCGUCCAAUAUAUUGUCUGACGUGGAUCAGAGCGAUAUAGUGUACACCAUGGAUAGUGUGUACCCUCAAUCCAUCGUUCCCAGGCGUCGUUCAUUGAAUCAUCCUAUCGGAUGUGCUGCACGCCCAAUUAUGUGAUUCCAUGGCCGUCACAGUGUAGUUACAUGCAGCAUCUAGCCAUACAUUGCACCUCUGUACAGCGGAUCAUAUAGUGUGUAUGCUGGUACAUUGUUCUACAUUGUAGUGCUACAUACUGUACUAUUAAAUAACAAGCAUCAUAAGAUAUAUUAUUUAUUAUUAUUUAUUACCAGUUAUUUAUAUAGCACAGACAUAU